AUCGCCGGUCGCUCUUCGCCCCGCACUCCGCGGCGGUAUCCCGUAAUGUCGCGCUGCAUUUGUUUUCACCGAGCGCGGUGAGUUUCUCGCGCACGACUGCAGAGUCGUUGACGCGCGCCUCUAUUGUUGCCCACGACCAGUCUGCCCGAAGCGGCAUAUCUCCAUGACGGUGCGCGAAUCGGUGCAUCGCGCGGCUCGGUGGCAUUCGAAUGGAUUCCCAGGCGUAUUUAACCAAGUGUCGCCUUGCGCGCAGACACUUGCUCAAACAGCGCCGCCACCGCUUCCUUCCUGCGGCUCUCGGCUCGACGAGCGCCGCGCGCUCGAGAGCCGCGACGCGGCCAAUUAUAGGUGGGCCGCUUGCCAUGCGGCCAGCCAUCGCGGCGGCGCGCGGAGGUUAGGCGCUUGAUAACCGGCUGGAUUCCCGCUGACGAGCCGCUCAUCUCGCUCAAAUUACGCUGGAUCGUACGACUCGGCGCGCUCGUUGCUCGGAUUGCGCCCGCUCGGGGAAAUUUGGCAAGUUGGCGUUGACGCUCGGAGCAGCUCGAAUUAGAAAAGCGCCAAGGCCGCGGGCGGGCGCCGAAAAUAGCGCGCGCAGACUGGCCGGCCAGAGAGGCAGCAGGCGCCGCGCGCCGUCGCCGAUAAACAAACCGUGCGCGCCGACCGGCCGCCCCGCGGAAGUCGCGGGCGCGCCGGGGCUUCUAAUCCCGCCGGCGGGCGCGGCCGCCGCCGGGCGCUGACGUUGAGCGUAGCCAGAGCCGAGCGAUAAGCCGACGGAGCCGCCCCCCGGCCGGCCGGCCGCGGCGCGCAGUCCCUCGCGGCCAGCCUGCCCAUGCACAUCCUCGGAGCGUUGGAGCUGCGCCGGGCCCGCGCGCCGCCGGCCGGCGCCAGGAAGAGCCGCGCCGCGCGGGAGCAGCGCCGCGAGCGGGCCCGCGGCGGCCGCCAGCACGCGCACAAGGUAGGCACGGGGCCGCGCGCGCUCGGCAGGUGAAAGCGCGCGCAGGCGGCGGCCUCUGGCAGCAGGCGCGCCAGGCUGCGCGCGCGCGGGGGGCGUCGGCCGGGCCCGCGCGCGCCGGCCGCGGGGAGGGGGGCGGUCCCAACCUGGCGCGCGGACCGGUGCGGCCGCAUGUGCAUAGUCGGCCGUUGGCUCGCCAGCGCUCGAGUCGCGGGCUGCGUUCGCAAGUCGGGUCGCGUCGAUUCGAGUUGGCCGCAGGCACGCUGAGGAGGCUGCUAUGCCUCGCCGGGCCUGAGCCGCCCGCGCCCCUCGCCGGCUCCUCGGGCAUGGAGUCCGCCGAUGUCCCGCCGAGCAGCAGCAGCAGCAGCAGUCCCCCGGACCACCAGCAUCAGCCCGCGGAGCUCGGCGCUCAGCUGGGAGGAAGCGAGCGCGGGUGGGAGGUGCACCACGUCACCGUCACGAGGGUACCAGGCUACGGCUUCGGCAUCGCCGUCUCCGGCGGGCGUGAUAAUCCGCACUUCACCAACGGCGACCCUGCCAUCGCCAUCUCGGACGUGCUCAAGGCUGGACCCGCCGAGGGAAAGCUACAAGUGAACGAUCGCAUCAUCUCGGCGAACGGAGUGUCGCUGGAGGGUGCGGACUACGGCGCGGCGGUGCGCGUGCUGCGCGACUCGGGCUCCACGGUGCUGCUGGUGGUGAAGCGUCGCGCCGGCGUCACCGUAUCGCCGGCCAGCCCGAAGGGCACAAGCCCCGCGCACCCGCACCACCAGGCGCCCUUCCAGCAGCAGUCGGGCGGCGGCGGAAGCGGCGGCGGCGGCGGCGGCGGCCCCCCCAUGGGUCCCGGCGGCGCGCCACCCGCCCUCGGCGGCUCGACCCUCCACAGCCAGACCCACCGGCUCAGCCUGACGCGGCCCAGCAAGAAGGACGACUUCGGCGUGGCGCUCGGCUGCCGGCUGUACGUGCGCGAGGUGACGCGCGAGGGCACCGGCGCCCGCGUCGGCGACCUGGUCACGCGCAUCGCCGGCGUGUCCGCCGACAACAUGAGCCUGAAGGAGGCGCGCAAGCUCAUGGACCAGAGCAAGGAGCGGCUGUCGCUGGUGGUGAGCCGCGAGCCGCUCGCGGCCGACGCGCCCGAGGCGGCGCUGCUGCAGCAGACGCCCGGCAAGGCCCAGCCCGGCCAGCAGCCCGACUACCAGUCGUCGCCGGCCUACAGCAGCCAGAACCUGUACGUGCCGCCUCCCACGCGGGCGCCGCAGCCGGGCGCCGAGGACAAGAGUAACCUGGCGCCGCGCGGCCGCUCGCGCGGACCCCUCAUGGACGUCUCGCUGAGCCAGCUAGACCUGCCGGCCACGCCGACCCAAGGCCCGGGUCCGGCGCUCGAGCCGCCGCGGCCGCCGCCGCCGCGCCCCGAGGACUACUACAGCUCGCGUCGGCAGAUGUACGAGGAGGAGCCCGCGCUGCAGCGCAAGCCGGUGCAGCAGCAGCAGCAGCAGCCGAUGCCCGACCCGCGCUUCAUCACCUUCCAGAAGGAGGGUUCGGUGGGCGUGCGCCUCACCGGCGGCAACGAGACGGGCGUCUUCGUCACGGCCGUGCAGCCGGGCAGUCCGGCCGCGCUGCAGGGCCUGCAGCCCGGCGACAAGAUCCUCAAGGUCAACGACAUGGACAUGAAGGGCGUCACGCGCGAGGAGGCCGUGCUCUUCCUGCUCAGCCUGCAGGAGCAGAUCGACCUGAUCGUGCAGCACCGCCGCCACGAAUACGAGCAGAUCGUCGCUUCGGGCAAGGGCGACUCCUUCCACGUCAAGACCCACUUCCACUACGAGGACCCGGAGAAGGGCGAGAUGAGUUUCCGCAGCGGCGACGUCUUCCACGUGGUCGACACGCUGCACAACGGCGUCGUCGGCUCCUGGCAGGUCUACCGCAUCGGCAGGAACAACCAGGAGGUGCAGAAGGGCAUCAUUCCGAACAAGGCCCGCGCCGAAGAGCUGGCCACGGCCCAGUUCAACGCCACUAAGAAGGAGAUGAGCGCCAACGAGAGCAGGGGCAGUUUCUUCCGGAGGAGGAGGGGCAGUCAUCGCCGCUCCAAGUCUCUCGGCAGGGAUCACUGGGACGACGUGGUGUUCUCCGACAGCGUCAGCAAAUUUCCGGCCUACGAGCGAGUGGUCCUGCGACACCCCGGCUUCAUCCGACCGGUGGUUCUGUUUGGACCAGUCUCCGACCUGGCACGGGAGAAGCUGCUCAAAGACUUCCCCGACAAGUUCACGUCGCCUCAAACCGAAAGUCAAAUAGAGGAGGGCAGUGGCAAAAGCAUGAAAACAUCUGGAAUCAUACGCCUCAGUGCCAUCAGAGAAGUUAUGGAUCGGGGAAAACACGCGCUGCUGGACAUCACACCGAACGCGGUCGAUCGUCUGAAUUACGCCCAAUUUUAUCCAAUUGUUAUAUUUCUGAAGGCGGAAACAAAACAAGUCGUCAAAGAAAUGAGAGUCGGCAUACCCAAGUCGGCGCACAAAAGUAGCAAAAAAUUGUUGGAGCAGUGCCAGAAACUGGAUAAAAUUUGGGGCCAUGUCUUUAGUGCCGUAAUAACGUUGACUGCGCCAGAAUCGUGGUAUCGCAAGUUGAGAGAGCUGAUCGAUUGGCAGCAGCAAGGUCCGCUGUGGAUGAGCCAAACGAAGCCGGAAGAGGCUCUCUCGGAUGACUUCCUGUUCCCGAUGACUUCACGCUUGUCCUACGCCUCCUCCCCGGAGAGUGACCUGGAGUUGAGUCCCGCGCCGCCCCUCCCCGGCGUCCUGGGGGUGCCAUCGCGGCUCAAAAGCAGCUCCGAUCCCAGCAUCGCCACGCAGGACGACGCGGUCGCACCACCGCCGUACUCCAGCAGCUAUCAGGUGUCCCAGCUAUUACAGUCCCUCGGCAGCGACCAGCACUUCGUUACGGAUCCCGCGCUCCAGCAGCAGCAGCAGCAGCAACAGCAGCAGCAACAGCAACAGGCUUUCGACCAGCACCGUCGCCGCACCCAGCACCAGCAUCAGCUGCAGCAGCCGGCGCCGCCGGACCUCCCACCGCGACUUGACCGCAACAACAAGCCAACGAGCCCGGCCGCGCGAAUGGGCAGCCAGGGACGCUCGGCGCAGGAGAGGCUUAUCAAUAAGACUGACUCCGUCCUCGAAAUGGCCAACUACAUCAAUGCCACGCCGCACAGGGCCAACGCCUCGUCUCUUGACAGGACCCAAGCCAAAGCGGGAAGCUACGACAGCAUGUCCUCGUAUGAUUCAUUCAACACCAACGGCGUAUCCUACUCGACGGGCGGCCUCAACAGCUCGGCGGGUCGGCUCGGACCCAACGUCCCGGACGAUCUCAAGAGCAGUAGCAUGGCUGUGGCCUCAAGGCCCCACGAUCCCUACAGGUUUACCAGGUCCACCGCGAUACCCGUGCAGGAGACGCAGUUGCGAACUGACUACGCCAAAUACAGCCGCGCUGGCGACUACAAACCCGUGCCAGCGUCGCAGGCCAGCAAGCCGAGUGGCACGUACAAGCCGGUGCCCCCUCCGAAGCCAAAAAAUUACCGGCCGCCUCAGCAAGCCGUCGUUCAAGACGAGAGCGGCGGUGGCAGCCUGUACCAGCACGCCAAGAGCUACUCGAUGGGCGCGUCUUCGCACGCGUACAACGGAGGGGCGGAGAACGGCGGCGUGAGCUGUGCGCAGCGCAACAGUGGCCAAUACUACUACAACAUAUCGCCGCCCGGGCGAAGCAUGCAGAGCGACAAUUACUCGAUGAGCUCGGUCCACGCGCAUAAUCACAGCGGGCCUGCCAGCAUGUCGUCGCACAACCAUGGCGCGUCGCACUCGCAUCCCAUGUCGAGUCAACCGAUGACCUCGCACUCGCACAGCAACAGCUCCGGGCAGAUCGGCGUGCAGGCGUACUCGCACGCCCGCGGCAGCGCGCUCACGAUGAACGGCCACAGCCACAGCAACAGCCACAGCGGCGUCACCCACCAGAGCUCCACGCCCGCCAGCAGCAACCACAACCGGGAGGCUAGCGGGCUCGACUUGGCUGGCAGUCGGGAGCAGCGGGGCAGCGCGUUCGAGCUCUACCGGAAGCCGCUGCACCAUCACAACAUGAGGACCAAGGGGAUGGCACGAGGUGAAUCUGUGCUCAGUCCACUCGUGGAAUGCGGACCAAAGGGCCUCGAGUUUCGAAAUCCAGUCGAGCUUAGGAUCCCCCAUAAGGCCACACCGGCUUACCGACUCGCCCUCAAUGCCACCGACACCGAAGACAACACCAGCACUGAUUGGUUGAACGUUAAACUGCCAGGUCCAACGUCGGACCACAUUAUCGUACGACUUGAUCACUUUUAAUUUUUAAUUCAUCUCUUGAUACGCAUUUAUCUUUUUAAACUGCCUACCGCGAUAUACAUUUACCUUGUCUUUUCUUUGAACGACGCUGAUUUGGCGUGCCUACUGAAAGUAUUUCGACCAGUUUCACUUCGAGAGUCGUCAAAACUAAGACGGAAAAUCAAAGUCACGCGAUCACUGUUGCGAUGAAUAUUAAUUUUACGUUGAACCGUUUUGUCACUUAGGAUGACGCGCCGAUCGAGCGACUUUUCGAAAUAUUUUCAUUUGGAGCCAAAUCACAAGUAUUAGUAUCACCGUCAAAGUCUGAAUUAUUUAUGAAAAUUGAAGCAGCAAUUACAAAAUACUACGAGAUUUCAUAGCUACUUAGGAAUUAUCGGUAGUUGCUUUUUUUCUGACUUGAUCUGCAUUUAUAUAACACCACCUGUAAAUAGUGGUUAGCGAGAUUAUUAUACCAAAAGAGCAAAUACACUCCGAUAAUUGAUAACACUUUGCUCGGCAUUUAUUUGACAGUCAUGACACUGAACGUAAAUAGCGUUACUCAUAAGCAUAUGCUGAUUGUGAUUUUUGUUUUUCUUUUAAUUAUACUUUUUCUUAUUUUUUUAUAAUUUGCGGAUAUGUUGUAUGAUUUUGCAACGAAAGAUCUUUAACGAAUGAUCUUCAGCGGAGGAUCAUUUAUGAAAAAAAAACAUCUGUCUUAAUUAAUAAUUUGUGGAUUAACGUGUUUUGUUUUUUUAAAUUUUCCUAGUCCCGCAUGUCUUUGAAUUAUUCUGCAUAGAUAAACUAUUGGUUCAGAUUAAGCCACAAACUAUUGAUAGUUGUACGUUACGCAAUAAUUAUAUGAUUAGAGCCAUAGCAUUAAGAUCUACAUAGAAAUUUUAAAGAUUACGUAUAUGGUAAUGAAUCAAGUUGAAAUUCGACGAAUCUCACACGUGUACACACACACACACACUCAUACACACACGCACACACACACAUGUAUAGGAAAAUGUUGAAUCUCCACAAUAUUAAAAUUAAUAUUUUUGUUAAAUUAUAAGUAUAUUUUUAUGAUAAGUCUUCCAAGAUUACAAUUUGCAAUGACAUGACAUUUAAACAUUAAAGAAUUUGAAAAAAACGAAUUUAUUAUUACACUUAUUUGUCGCAAACAGUCGUGAUUAAUGACUAG
Phymastichus coffea is the source of this 6460-nucleotide messenger RNA. It is a transcript of the gene pyd, whose product is annotated as tight junction protein ZO-1. NCBI's taxonomy places the organism in Eukaryota, Metazoa, Arthropoda, Insecta, Hymenoptera, Eulophidae. Bases 1279 to 5301 code for a protein of 1340 amino acids. Gene Ontology annotation, cellular component: bicellular tight junction; plasma membrane. Gene Ontology annotation, biological process: protein localization to cell-cell junction; cell-cell adhesion; regulation of apoptotic process. The record is from RefSeq and is a predicted model, not a curated record. Gene Ontology annotation, molecular function: cell adhesion molecule binding. The transcript is spliced from 13 exons.